This is a messenger RNA of Indicator indicator, 2258 nucleotides long. RefSeq names its product Mdm1 nuclear protein (gene SAXO6). Bases 1 to 2217 code for a protein of 738 amino acids. Lineage: Eukaryota; Metazoa; Chordata; Aves; Piciformes; Indicatoridae. Gene Ontology annotation, molecular function: microtubule binding. The transcript is spliced from 15 exons. Gene Ontology annotation, biological process: negative regulation of centriole replication. The record is from RefSeq and is a predicted model, not a curated record.
AUGCCCGUGCGGUUCAGGGGGCUGAGUGAAUAUAAGAGAAACUUCAAAUGGAAAACCCCCGACUUCUGUAGCCUGUCCCCACAGCAGAAAUCCUUGUGGGCAGGACUUCGCUCGGAUCAGUUUGGAAUCACAAGAGAACCAAACUUCAUUUCCAAGAGAAGGGUACCUUACCAUAAUCCACAGAUUUCAAAGUCCUUAGAAUGGACAGGAGAUUGUGAUUUGGAUGAUCCAGUGGAAACUGAAGCUCCUAGGAGUGCAGAGUUGCACACAGACCACAGCAACAAUGAUGUGAUUCAGGAAAAAACUGAAACUCCGGAAGGACCCAGGCUCCCCCCAAAAGUGCAGUCACAUUCAGUAGACUCUACAGGAGAAACAGCUCUUGCCCUUGCAGAAAGUAACAUGAAGAGAUCACCUUCUGCAGCUCCACUAAAUCAAAAUGAAGCAUUUUCAUCUCAAAAAAAGGAAUUGGGAAAAAUGGGUAAUGGGCUUCAAAGAGUCCUUCAGAGAAAAGCAGACAUGAAUAUUUCACACUUAAGUACUUUACCCAGAAAUUCUGAAUAUCAAAGCCAAUUUGUUUGGAGGAGUCCUCAUGAAAAAUCACCAAUACUUGCAGCUGAACAGGUUAUUAGCAACAUAACUAAAUCCACACCUCCAUCUAAAACUCCUGCAAUUACUUCUGAAACUGCAAGUGAGAGAAAUUUCAAGGAGUCUCCUCCUGUUAAGGAUCCACAAGAGGGAGGUGCUUCAGAAGGGAAGGAGUCUCUGGCUGAUGAGCAAAGUAAGAGGGAAGAACCGUUUCAAAAGCCAGCAGAAGAUGCAGCAAAACAAGGGAAAUCAGAACAGAAACAUCCUAAACAAAAACAUAAGCAACAUAGCAGUCCAAAGCCCCUCUCUUUACAUAGAAGUCAUGGGAAGAUGAGCACUGAAUAUAGGGCAAAAUUUUUGUCUCCAGCCCAGUAUUUGUACAAAGAUGGAGCUUGGUCUCGUAUUAGGAGUAAAGGUCCCAACCAGGCAUCUCAAAACACCCUAAAUUCCAUGUGGUAUAUGGAGGUGAAAGAGCUUCGAGAAAGAGCAAAGGCUUACAGGCAGCGAGUAGAGGGAACACACUUCUCCCGGUACCACCUCAAUCAGAUCCUGUCUGAUAAUAACAGUCUUUGGGAUGUCUCUUCAAGUUCCAGUUCAGAAGAAGGCAUCAGCAACAACAUCAGAGCACUAGAUCUUGCUGGAGUUUCUGAGGAGACUGCACCAAGCCCCAAAAUGCUGCAGCAGCCUGACCCCAGAGAACAGCCACACCAGGACAGCACAGAGAGGAAAGAGUUACCAGAUGCUUCAACUGUUCCAGUCAAAAGGCGUUUAGCUUGGGGUGAGCAAGAAGGCACUGAAGAAAGGGAGAAUCCAAAGACAACAGAAGAGGAAGGAAAACAAAAUGAACAGGCUGCAGUCAUGGCUCAGCAGUUAAAAGGAAAUAAUAAGGAUGCCAAUGAAGAUAAGAAAAUUGAAGGUGAGAAUGCCUUAGGAUUGAACUCCUCUGCAGCUGUCUCAGAUUCUUCUUCUGCAUCCUCAAGGACUGGCGGCCGGCUUCCUACUCCGAAGCUGAGAGCGCUUGGUAGAGCUCAGAGGACUCACCAUGAUCUUACUACCCCAGCUGUUGGAGGUGCGGUUUUAGUGUCUCCUCCUAAGCUGAAGUCAUCAUCUUCACAGAGGAGAGCAAGAGGUUUAGGAACACACCCUUCUGCUGCUAAGAAAAGUGCUAGAGAGGCUUCAAAAAGAAGGCCCUUCCAGGUGAGCCAGAAAAGGACAUCUGUUUCACUCCUUACUUCUCCACCUGCUGGGCUAGGAACUUUAGAUCCUCUGCCACUUAGGCAGGAUCAGUGGCCUCCUAACAGUGUUUCUAACCAGCAAGUUCCUAUUGCUUCAGCCCAUCAAGAGCAUUCCUCUAUAACUCCUGUGCUGAAGUCAGCCAAAAACUCUGCUAUGCCUUUCUGGAGUCCAUCUCCUCGUAUUCAAGGGACUCUCAAGGAUCCAGAAUUCCAGCAUAAUGGGAAUCUUGGCAAUCUGAAACCAAGUUCUUUCCAGUUACCCCUUCAGGAAAGAAACUAUGAUGAUGAAGAGGACAGGUUGUCGCAGCUUUCUGCUCGCUCAGCAGCCUCUAGCUCACUUGCGUCUCAGAUACUGGAACGAGCUCAGAAGAGGAAGGAUUUCUGGGGCAAGACAUGAUUUCUGCCACCCAGUUUGAUGGAAGCUGUUCUGUGAAAGGA